Protobothrops mucrosquamatus (brown spotted pit viper) is the source of this 3672-nucleotide messenger RNA. RefSeq names its product integrin alpha-X-like. Bases 1 to 3486 code for a protein of 1161 amino acids. The transcript is spliced from 30 exons. Gene Ontology annotation, biological process: integrin-mediated signaling pathway; cell-matrix adhesion; cell-cell adhesion. NCBI's taxonomy places the organism in Eukaryota, Metazoa, Chordata, Lepidosauria, Squamata, Viperidae. Gene Ontology annotation, cellular component: external side of plasma membrane; integrin complex. Gene Ontology annotation, molecular function: integrin binding. The record is from RefSeq and is a predicted model, not a curated record.
AUGGGUCCUGUCACCAAAGUGAAGUUCUUCUACCAAGCCGUGUUCCUUCUUUGCCUCGGCUGCGGCCUUCAGUGCUUUUCAUCUUUCAGCCUCUUCGAUUUUGAGGCUCCUGUGAUUUUCCUCGGGGAGAAAACUGACCAGUUUGGCUAUCGUGUUAUCCAGACAAGAUCCGGUGGCACUUCCUGGUUGGUAGUGAGCGCUCCCUUUGCAAACAAUCGGACAGGUUCCCUUUUCCGAUGCUCAUACGAUACACAGAAAUGCCAAUCAAUUGUCCUCAACCACAUUCCUAGAAUAUCCUUGGGUGUUUCAUUGGCUGCUGAUGAAGCAUCUGAAUCCAAAAUAAUGGCCUGUGGUCCCACCUGGGAACGACGCUGUGGGCAACUCGAUUAUCUGAACGGCAUCUGCUAUAUUCUAAAUGACUUCGAUGGAAAUGUGAAGAAGAUCCAGCCAACUUUCCAAGAGUGCGUCUUUGGUGUGGAUGCUGUGAUUUUAUACGAUGAUUCUGGGAGCAUUAGUGACCACAACCUCCGCAUCAUGAAGGACUUCUUUCUGAACUUGAUGGACUCGGUAGCUGGGGCAAAUGUACAGUUUGCCGUGGUUCAGUACUCCUCUAUAUUCACGCUUGUUUUUGAUUUCGCGACCUAUAAUAACACUAGAGAGAAGAUUAAAGAUCUUAUCCACAACUUUGGUCGUUUUAGAGGAGAAACCUACACUCCAUCUGCUAUUGUCCAUGUGGUGGAUAAAGUCUUCACAGUAAAUCGUGGCGUGCGCCCUCACAGCAAGAAACUGCUCAUUGUCCUGACGGAUGGCAUCUCCAAUGACAGAAGUACCACAUUUAAAGAGGCAACAGAAGCUGCCAAUAAAAAAGGGAUAAUCCGCUAUGCCAUUGGGGUGGGUCAGAAUUUCUUGACGGCUCAAGAUGAGCUGCGCAGAAUCGCUUCAUCAAAUGAAAAUGUCUUCCCCGUGGAAAGUUUUGACGCACUUGAUCAGCUUCAGAAACAGCUGGAGGAUAAGAUCUUUAAUAUUGAAGGAGUCUCUAAACCAUUGCCUGAUGCCUUGCCUAGCAGUUUUUUCGAGAAAGAAUUUUCCCAAGGUGGAUUCAGCUCCCUUCUUACACCAGAGCAUGCAGUGACUGGAGCUGUUGGUGCUUAUAGCUGGACUGGAGGUUUGGAAGAAGCAUCCUUUGGAGAACCUCCUCAGAUCAAAUUCCUGAAUGUCAGCAUCGAUGAGUCGUAUAUAGGUUACUCUGUGGCUUUAGCUCGCUUUCACCAAAGGACCUUCUACAUCACUGGAGCUCCUCGGUACCAGCACGUUGGCCAAGUCCUGGUCUUUGAAAGCAAGAGUGGAAGCUUAAUAGGGAAUAUUCAGGGUCAACAGGUGGGCUCUUACUUUGGUGCUGAACUUGCCUCCGUGGACUUAAAUGAGGAUGGAAAUACGGACCUCCUUCUAAUUGGGGCUCCUCAUUACUACAAUGGAAGCCAAGGUGGGAAUGUCCAUGUCUCCUCCAUCAACAGCACGGGUAAUCUUGUUCACCUUCAAACGUUGCAUGGAGUCCCGGAUAAUGGACUUGGCCUUUUUGGGGCAGCUCUAGCCGCAUUAGGGGAUAUCAGUGGCGAUGGCCUUACGGACGUGGCCGUAGGAGCCCCGAUGGAGAAUGAAAAUCGGGGGGCCAUCUAUAUCUUCCUGGGUGAAGCAGACCGACUGAAGGAAGUGCACAGCCAGCGGAUUUCUGCCACCUCUGUUUCUCCCGUGCUCCAGUUUUUUGGACAAUCCAUCCAAGGAAGGUUGGAUCUGAGCAGGGAUGAGCUGACCGACUUAGCCAUUGGAGCGCUUGGAAGUGCAGUGGUGCUUCGAUCCCGGCCUGUUUUCACUGUCCUCACUUCACUGAGAUUCUCCCGUGAUUCGAUCCCUCUGGAUGAUCCAGACUGUGGAAGCAGGAAGAUUUCAAGAAUUGAUUCUCGUGGGCAAGUCAGUCUUUGCUUCACCUUAACUCUACUCAGCAUGAAAUGGAGCUCUGGUUCUUUGAAAGCCAGAAUUGACUUCAGCCUCCACGUUGAUGUUAAACAGACCUUGCCACGCCUGAUGCUAGAGAACGAGACACCCAGUUUUUCAGAUUCUCUCCAAAUUGGAAUUAUGCCCAUCUGCAUCAACAAGACUCUGUGGGCUCAGGUCUGCCUGGAUGACUCCUUCUCUCCAGUUGUGCUGCAGACAAAGCUCUCAGUUCAGGAACAACCAGUUGUCUCUGACAGGAAUCUGCGACCCGUCCUUCAUCCUGAGACAAAAACCUCCAUGGACAUUGAGGUUCCCUUCCAGAAAGACUGUGGUGAGGAUGGAAUUUGUGUUUCUGAUCUUUCCGUAUCUUUUAACUUCUCAGGAUCUAAAGGACUGAAGCUGAGUCCAAAUUUCAUACUAAACCUAACAGUGGAACUAAAAAAUCUGGGAGAAUUGGCAUAUGAGCCGGUUAUUUCCUUUUACUAUUCUUCUGUUUUGUCCUUCCAGGGAGCUUCAGUUCUUCAGUCGAAUUGGCCCCUGUUCCUGGCUUGUCAGAUGCACAGAUCCCAAGGAAAUGACACCGUGCGCCAUAGCUCCUGCCGUUUCAGGCCGCCUGCUCUCAAGGGAGGCACUCGGGCCUUCCUCUGGGUUUCCUUCCGCUCCUCCAAAGGCGAUACCUGGCCUGACAAAUUUGUUUACUUCACCAUCCGUGCACAAAGUCAGAAUGAGAGCAACAUGCAGAACAAUGAGGCUACCGGCCGGCUACCUGUUUUGUACCCCAUCAACGUCAUAGUGAAAGAGCUUCAGUCCACUGCAUAUCUCAACUUCUCUACUGAGGACCCAGGGAAGAAAAUACUUACACAUAGCUAUGAGGUGAGGAAUUUCGACUCAAACUCCACUGCAGUCAAUGUGACUUUUGAGCUGCCUUUGAUGACAAAACAGGGGUUCUUUUGGAAUAUAACACCAUCCUACAGCAAUGUGAAAAAUCACUUCUCCUGCACACCGUUGUUUACGCUCAGAACAGGAAUCAACAGGAAGAAUGUCACAAAACCCAUCAAGAGAGGCUGUCAGGGGGCUGUUGCUUGCCCCAAAGUUUACUGCUUUAUCAACAGUCUUGCUGAGGGAGAAUGGAUCAGAUUCAAUUUUUCUGGAGAUUUUUACAGAGAAGACAAAUCUCUCAAACUGAAGUACGAAAUAUUCCACGUUGGCAGCGAGGCGUCCAUAAGAGUGGAUGAGACCAGAUUUUUCCUGAACGAACAAGAGGGUUUUCAUUUCAGCCAGAUCUUCACACAAAUUGAGUUAAUUUCGCCGUUCAAUCCUGUCCCCAUCAUCAUUGGCAGCACCAUUGGAGGCAUUGUGCUUUUAGCCAUUAUAGUGGCUGUCUUGUAUAAGUUUGGAUUCUUUAAACGCAAGCGUGUACCCCAAAUGGAUGCAAAUGCAGCUGGAGCAGCUGCUCCCAGUGACCAAGCUCCUGCAACUUCAGCUGCUUCCUAAGGGAGGAAGGGAUUCUGGAUCUGGAUGCAACUUGGAAGCCAGGAUUCCCGCUUUGUCUGGAACAGGAAUAAUACAGCCAGUCGAACAGGAUCGAAAAACGGAGAGGCAGGACCUCUAGAAUAGAUUACUCGGAAACGAAUGGAAGGGAUGGGGAGGGAUUGAGAGACGAGAGGGCUAGAAGCUAAG